Cotesia glomerata is the source of this 1916-nucleotide messenger RNA. Its product is annotated as alpha-tocopherol transfer protein-like. Gene Ontology annotation, molecular function: phosphatidylinositol bisphosphate binding. Lineage: Eukaryota; Metazoa; Arthropoda; Insecta; Hymenoptera; Braconidae. The record is from RefSeq and is a predicted model, not a curated record. Gene Ontology annotation, cellular component: membrane. The transcript is spliced from 5 exons. Bases 352 to 1281 code for a protein of 309 amino acids.
AUACUAAAUAUUAAAAAUAAAAAAAGGUACAUUGGGUAAUGGAACAGCCAAUCUGGUAUAAGUAUGCGUUAAAUAAGAGGGGAUCUUGAUGAAUUGUUCUUAAAAAUUUAUUGUUUUCUAGAAGAAUAAUAUGUUGUGGGCAUUGUGGAUUUUAAAACACGCAAGUUGGCGAUCAUUAGGCGGGGAAUACUACAUAUAAGAUACUUAACUUGUUCUACAACUGCAUUAAUUCCGAAUGUACUAUUGAACUGCUAAUGAUAAACUUAAAUUUCUGUAAAAGUAAUUUAGUUAAAAAAUUAUCUUCUAUUUUAACAGUCAGAAUAUUUGUGUUGGAAUAAAAAUUUUAUAAAAAUGGCAUUAAUUCAAGAAAAAACCAUGUUGACUGAUAUGGAACAGAUGCCCUCCUUAAAACUUGGAGAUUUCGUAUUACAAUUUGAACUUGGGCCACCAACACCAGAAAUCCAAGAGGUUGCUAAAAAAGAAUUACGAGAAACACCAGAAGUUCAAAAGAAAGCAGUGGAAGAAUUGAAAGAGUUACUGAAAAAAGAUACGGAUCUUAAAUGUCCGCUACAUAAUGAAUCUUGGCUCAUAAGAUUCUUGAGACCAUGUAAAUAUUACCCUGAGUCAGCUCACAAACUCGUCCGUGAAUAUUAUUCAUUCAAAGUGAAACAUGCGAAUGUAUAUGAGGGUCUAAAACCGAGCAAUGAAAAAAAUAUUUUUGAGCACAAUAUUUUAACUGUUCUCCCUAAUCGUGAUCAAAACGGACGAAGAAUAUUAAUCAUUGAGCUUGGAAAAAAAUGGAAGCAUAACAAAGUAUCCUUGGAUGAAGUAUUCAAAGGAUGUGUACUAUACUUAGAAGCAGCCAUGUUGGAGCCAACUUCACAAAUAGCCGGUGCGGUUGUGAUAUUUGAUAUGGAUGGGCUGAGUUUACAACAAACUUGGCAAUUUACUCCGCCAUUUGCUAAAAGAAUUGUUGAUUGGCUUCAAGACGCCGUUCCAUUAAGAAUUAAGAACAUUCAUAUUGUCAACCAACCAUACGUUUUUAACAUGGUAUUUGCAUUGUUUAAACCUUUUCUUAGACAAAAGCUAAAGGACAGAAUUAUUUUCCACGGUACUGACCGCAAAUCUUUGCAUAAAUAUUUGUCACCAAAAUGCUUACCCGAAUGCUAUGGUGGAACUCUUUCUAUUCCUAGAGUUACAGGAGCACAGUGGCUCGAAUUAUUAUUAAUGUGUGAUAAAGAAUAUGAAGCAAUAAAUUCAUAUGGUUUCAAUAAAAAUUAAUGCGGAUGUAGGAGAAAUUUUCAUAGAAUUAAAAAAAAAAAGUGAACACCUAAAGGGUUUAUGUUAAAUUAAAUAUAUAUCUGUAAAGAAAUGAAAGUAUGGAAAAUUAUUAAUACUCAACAGACAAUAAAGAGUUUUUGAUACAAUAACUAUUCGUCGUAUCGAAUAACACAAAAAUAUUAACUUCGAAGAAUAAUGUUUCAAAUUUAGUUUCUGAAUUCAGUUUUAUAACAUGAAGGGAUGUGCAGGCACAAACUUUUUUUUAUCAACGAAUGUUUGUGUUGUAUAAAAUCAAUUUUAGAUGUAUUUCUAAGAAAUAUUUGAUAUUAAUAUCUUUUUUGAGUGUGAUGUGCUAGUGAAAGAUGUAAUGUACGCACAUUAUGAUUAUAAUAAUUGAUUUAUUUUUUGAGUGAAUGUAAUAAAUAAUAAAAAAUAUAGAAAGACCAGGAAAAAGGUGGUUGUAGUUUUAAUUACUAUUAACUGACAUAAACGAUGUAACAGUUAAGUAGUACUGAAAGAGAUGAAGGAGUGUAAGAUAUUUAGUGAAAAAAAGCAAAAAUCAAGAUUGUACUUAUAUCGCAUGAAUACUUAAUAAAAUUGUUAUCUAUGAAUAAUUGUUAACUAUGAAAAUCAAA